AUUCUUUGUUAAGUUUCCUGAUAUAUAUAUACAUAUUGAUAGCACUACGAAAGAUAGGUGGUACCUUGACAACAACAAACCCCAUUGAGUAAGAACAGAAAAUAUAUUUAUUUUUUUAAAAGAUGGGAAGAGCACCGUGCUGUGAUAAGACGGUGGUGAAGAAAGGGCCAUGGUCACCGGAGGAAGACGCCAUGCUUAAAUCCUACAUUGAAAAACAUGGCACCGGCAACAAUUGGAUUGCCCUCCCUCACAAAAUCGGGAUCAAGAGAUGUGGGAAGAGUUGUCGUUUGAGAUGGCUUAAUUACUUGAGGCCUAACAUAAAGCAUGGAAGCUUCACUGAUGAAGAAGAUUACAUCAUUUGCAGCCUAUACAUUACAAUUGGAAGCAGGUGGUCUAUCAUUGCUUCACAAUUACCAGGAAGAACAGACAAUGAUAUCAAAAACUAUUGGAACACAAGGCUUAAAAAGAAGCUAUUAAGCAAGCAAGGGAAGGCAAUUCAUCAACAACUUAGUCUCAGACUCGAGCCGGAAACAACAUCGAAAAGAUCAUCAUUUAGUCAAAACCAGAUCCUAAUGUUUCAUGAUGAGAACGCGAAACCGCCGUUGCACCAAACCUUACACAACCAAAUGGUGGAUCCAUCAAUAACAUCCUUCGCCAUGGAAGAAAAAAGAAUGGUUCCGGUAUUGGAAUCAUUUUCUUGGGAACAAAACAAGGUUUGGCUUGAUAUUGAUCAUGAUGCAGCUUCGUCUUCUUAUCAUCAUCACGCAUCCCCACACUUGAACUCCAUGACCACUAGUAGUAGUAGCAUUUGUACUAAUUCACCUCUACAAAUGUCCCACUACACAAUAAAUGACAAUGAUCAUGGUGAUCAAGAGAUGUUCUUCAUGGCCGGGUUGGAGAAUCUUCAAGACGAGCUAUUCGAUGAGAUAAUCAAUAACAACACGACAGAAUUCGAGUUUCGUGGAACGGAGACGCUAAACAAUAACUGCUUGGGUCAUGAAAUCAACUCCUUCAUUGAUUGUCCUCUAAAAGAUAAUUAGUAGAUGAUCGAUUAAUCAUUAAUUAGAUACUGAAUAUUAUAUAUCUUAUUUGUUUUUUUUGUUUUUUUUUUUUUGAAAAAAAUAUCUUAUUUGUUUACGUGUUAUCUUUUAAGAUGUUGAAGGUAUGGAACAAUAAAACCCUAGUGUGUGUAACACAUUUUUUGUUUGCCUUU
Messenger RNA from Brassica oleracea var. oleracea, 1213 nucleotides. Its product is annotated as transcription factor RAX3. Bases 123 to 1040 code for a protein of 305 amino acids. NCBI's taxonomy places the organism in Eukaryota, Viridiplantae, Streptophyta, Magnoliopsida, Brassicales, Brassicaceae. The record is from RefSeq and is a predicted model, not a curated record. The transcript is spliced from 3 exons.